GUGACCAAACGGAGGGAGGAGGGAGGGGGAAACGGCGUAUGCUUGUAUACAACCCUGAUUUCCAUUUUUUUCCCAACUCGUAAUGUAUUUAAUUCAAGUGAAACGUAAUCAUGACGUGUCGUGUCAUUAAUCUCCUCGCCGCCUCUCCCAAAACUAAAGGAGGAGGCUGCCACAGAAGUGUGUCCCCCAUCAGCCGAGACACUGAAGAAUGGCAUAACAUCACACACACUGCUGAGGAUGGAUUCUCCGCCAGAGUGUGUGUUGUCUCUUUCUUGUGAGCAGCCCCAGUCCCCCCCAACACUGCCAUCCCUGGACCACAGCCCCCAGGCCUCCUCUCCUCACACCCUGCUCUCUCUACCUGACAGCCCUGUUGUCCUGCCAAUUCACAGCCCAGAACCUUCCCCUCAGAGUCUGGACACCACGCCUUAUUUCCCUCUCUCUCCCUUCCCCCUCCACGAGGAAAAUAACAAUCACCACGAUGUCGAUGAAGAAGAUGAUGAGGAAGGACUGGAUGGAGUGCCUCCGUCCCCAACCCCGGCUGUGGCCCUGUUCCCAGGAGGAGGGGGACAAGAGGCCGGAUGCAGCCCUUGUUUGGACUCCUCUCCACCGGCCACGCCAUCAGCGCCAGUCCUCGGGUUUGGAGCGCUGGAGCUGGCCCUCUCAUCGGGGCAGAGUGGAAACUGCAACGACGAGCUAGACCUCCAGCUGUUCCAGAAGGAUACCGUUACCAGGGCGAUACCUGGAGUGGGAGGGGCCUCAUCAGGGCCUGCGCUCAGGUUUCCGUGUCAUGUUUGUGGGAAGAGAUUCCGAUUCCAAAGCAUUUUGUCUCUUCAUGCCCGAGCUCACAGUCUGGACCGAGACCGCCGAGCGUCAGCCCUGUACCGGACUGGACUCCCCUCAGCACCCCUAAAGCAGCACCUCAAAAUCCAACAGAACCACAAAGACUUAGCCCAGAAUCACAGAAGUCACCCAAAUCAGCGUCUACUGCCAGGGACUCUCAUCCAACAUCUCACAGAAGAAGAGGAUGUUGAUGGUGAGGACAAAGGUCUAGAUGACGGCCUACAGACAGACCAGAACCCGAACUUUUUGCUGGAGGACAGCACACCAUUGACCCCUCCACUUACAGAGGACCCUGUUUCUGUGACCUCUCCUUAUUCUUCUACCAUUGUGGAGGGUGCGUCUACUCCCAUAGCGCCUACGUUUCGCUGCCAUGCCUGCAAAGGAAAAUUCCGCACAGCUUUGGAGUUGGCGCGCCACGUCCGCAUUCUCCACAAUCCGUAUAAAUGCACUCUUUGUCCCUUCUCUGCCAGCCAAGAAGAGAGCCUGGCAUCUCACUUGCAGGAGUGCCACCCUUCCCCUGAGGUACCUGCUCUGCCACCGGCCUUCAAUUCCAGGCCAGUCAUUGCAACCCCUGACACUCCAGUGCCCACACCGACCCAUACCCCAGCCCCAACCCCAAGUACCCCACAGGUGACAUCAGCCUCUGCAGUGGCUGCAUCUUCCUCGCUGCCAGCAUUUCGCUGCGAUACUUGCGGACAGCGGUUUACCCAGUCUUGGUUCCUGAAGGGACACAUGCGAAAGCACAAGGACUCCUUGGACCAUAAGUGCCAGGUAUGCGGCCGUGGCUUCAAGGAACCUUGGUUUCUGAAAAACCACAUGAAAGUACAUCUUAACAAGCUCGGGCUGAAGGCCGGGCUGGGAGCCCUCGGGGGACCAGGUGCUGAGCAGCAGGCCAAAGGCUCCUCUACUAAUCAGUCUCUCAAUGCCCUCUACUCAAGCCUCCUUCUGGCCCAGCGAGGAGGUGGCAGAGGUGGACAAGGAAGAUCAGAGAGGGAAACUGGGGGCAGAAUUGGGCUGGGCUCUAGCAAGUCAGCCAUCCUGGGCUACCUGGGAUUGCCCAGUGAUGGCAGUGGGGCCAGCUGCAUGGAGAGACUUCAAGCAGUGGCUCAGGUAGCAGAGAUGGGAAACAGUGGCGGUGGCAGCAUUGGCGGCUCAGGAGGAGGGGGAGCAACCAGAGGAGGUGGCGCAGGUGAAACUACAGCAUCAGUUUCAGAAGGAGGGGACCAGGCAACAUGGUGGCAGCUGGUGGCUCGCAGUCUGGCAGUAGCUCAGCAGCAGCAGCAGCAGAGGCCCCACCAGCGAGGCCAGCAGCAAGGCCAGCGAGGCCCAGGUCGGAGCUCAGUGAUCACAGAGGCCGACCAAGUCAGAGCCUACCUUGGAGGCCUGGAUCCAAGAGAAGAUUCUGGAGGAGCUGGAGGGCCAUGGGAAUGCCCAGACUGUGGAAAGCUGUUCCGCAGCCUGCAGCAGGUGGUGGUUCACGCUCGCGUUCACACUCAGAGGCCCCAGAAAGGAGGUGGCGCCGAAGAGGAGGGGAGUGUUAGUCGUAGAGGAGCGGGACUAGGAAGAGGAGGCAGCGGCGAAGCGAGACAGGAAUCUCAGCUACACGGUGGUGGAUCCCAACAAACAGGAGAAGUGAGACAGGAAUCAAAACUGCACAGUGGUGGAUCACAACAGGCGGGAGCAGGGUUUCACUCUGUCAUCUCAAGCUUCAAAGGAGAAAAUGGCUUGACAGCAGUCUCCUCCAUACCUUCAGUUCCCACCAGGGAGCGAGUGCGUGGUAGAGGGAUAAAAGACUGCCCCUACUGUGGUAAAGCCUUUCGCUCUUCACACCAUCUCAAAGUACACCUGAGAGUUCACACAGGUGAGAGACCCUACAAAUGUCCCCACUGUGACUAUGCGGGUACCCAGUCGGGCUCGCUGAAGUAUCACCUCCAGCGGCACCACAGGGAGCAACGCAACGCCUUGGCAGCCUCCUCCAACUCCUCCUCCACCGGUCUCACCUCCACUAUCAACAGUCUGACCUCUGGAACCUCUGGGCUGGCCAAGCAGCGCCGAUCCCAACUCAACCACUGCCCGGUCAACCGAGGCCAAACCGACAGCCCCACCUCUCGGCCCAGCCAGCAGUCUUGGCUCCUGGGGCUUCCAGACCAGCGGGAGCAUCGGAAGGCCUUGGCGGCCCUAAGGGAUGUCGACUUGGAGACCCAGUACAGGUAUCUGUCUGGAGUGAUGGGGGCCCUUUACCAAGGUGGAAUGGAAGGGGGCUGGAUCAGAGAGUCUCCUCCACCGAAGGCCCCUAAAGUAUCCCGUCGUAAGCCCCUUACUACCAGCCGAAUGGUUCAGCCGUCAAGUGACAAGGAAGGGUCUGCGCCUUUAACUCAAGAAGGUGGGUUUGAACCACUGGAUCUGUCCCGUCGCCCCUCACCCGGUCUGGGAGGGAUGGAGGAGGAUUCGAGUGUGAGCGUAGGGGAAGGAGGAGGUGUCAGUGGUGGGGAUGGUGGAGGGGAUAGUUCGUCAGGGGUCAAACUGAGCCAGUGUUUGUUCUGCCCUUUCCGUACGUCCUCAGCAGAGCUGAUGGCCAUGCAUCUCCAGGUCAACCACACCAGUAAGUCCAGGCGCAAGAGAGGCUCUUCGACACUCUUGGAUGACGGAGCCCCGAAGGCAACUAAGCCCCAGACGGAUCACUCUGACCUCGACUCUCUGACGAUAUGGAGGCAUGUGAGCGAGACAGAGUCCCAGGCACCCCUGGGGCAUUGGUCCUCAACUAAGGCCAAGAACCUGAACGGGCUCUCUGAGGAUACAGCAGAACAUCUGGACAACAUCCUCGACCACCCAGACUCCAGCGUGGCCUCAGUAUCCAACCAUGUAAGAGAUGGUCUGGCACUCAAGGGAAAGAUGGAAGGGGAUGAGGAAGAGCAUGAGGAGGAGUUGGAAGAGAAUGUGGAGAACAGCAGUCUGGAGGAUACAACAGACCAGGAUCUGAGGAUGUCCCUCGCUCUGUCACCAGCCCUGAGCUCCAACCACAUGCUGGGAGAGGAGGAAAGAGUCUUAACAGAUUAACAGGCUUUUGGAUGACACCAUUUAAAUUGGAGAGCUAGGUUCGAUGUUUCAGCUACACUUGACACAGAACUGAGGAAGGGGGCUGGUAGCUUUGCUGAGAGAAAUGGGGCUUAAGGUCAAACUAAUAUUUGCCCCUUUAUACUUUCAUUUCUGGAUUAGAGGAUCCACGACUCCUAAGGUUUUGAAAAGGAUGGAGAGAAAAACCACUGCUGUUACGUUCCCUCCGAUAUUAUUCGUCUACUUCAGUUCUGACAGUGUGGUCGUCCGCAAAAUAAACUUCCUGCACGAAAGAGCGUAGACGCAGCUUUGCAGGAUUGUAUAGGCCACUUUUCCCUUUUUUUCUUUCAAGCUUCACUCCAAGGUGGAUGAUUUUUAAGAUGACCUCCUAUUUGAUAAAUGAAAGACACACGUAUAAGAUCUUUGGCAGAUCCUGCAUCAUUCCACAAGCAUUUACUCGACACUAAUAAAGGACUGUAUAUCCCAGACUGCUAUACUGACCAAGUCGAAGCCAGCUGUGAAGAGAUGCUCUCCUGACCGACCAGUGAACAGUUUGAAACCUCAAACUUGAAGUUCCUCCUCAGCCAACGCGGAUUAGGAGGAAAGUUUAGUCUAGAAGAGUUUCAAGCUGCGAACCUCAGCUAAGCUAUUCUGUAUUAAUUUAAGGCAUGAGGUAGCUGUUGCGGGCUGCUGCAGGUGCUUUCCCUCAACUAUAUAUCACUGCCUUGUUUGUCUGAAAAGUGUUUCUAGACGAUUGUCCUAAAGAAAAACAGAAAGAAAAGUUUGUAACAUUUUUCUCUUUUUCAGUUAGUGCCUGUUCAUGUAUGUUGUCGAGAGAGUCUCCGGUAUUCCUUUUUGCAUCGAGGCUCUUAUAGGUCAUUCAUUUUAUCUGAAUAUACAGUUUAAAACAAUUUAAGUACAGUAUAUUUGUUAAAAGUGGUUCUAGGGUGUUGUGAAUAGUUGUAAAAGAGAUGCUACAUUGCAGCGUGAUGUCCUCGACGGCGGCCGUUCGCGGCUCAGCUUGAAACAAAACUUUAAAAAAAACCUAAAAAAAAUAAGCUGAUAUAAAUAAUGUAUAAUGCGAUGAAAGAGGUCAAAGGCUGAGCGAUGAAAAGUGGUCGCGGUUCAAAAUUCAGUGUUUACAAUGGCGCCGGAUGCGAGUUCGGUUGCCAAGGCAGCGUAGAUGCGUGGCAAAGAACAAAAAAACAGAGCGGGCUGCAGGGACGUCGCUCGAGCCCCCCGAACACAAUCAACCGACACCUUUUUAAAGAGACAGAGACUUAGCAACUGUGUCAGAAAAGGAGCAAUUUUGUUUUCUUUUGUCCGUAGGAGAGAAGACACAAGGUAGAGAAGGCAGAAGAAAGCAGUAUCCCUGCCAAACAGGACUAAAUCUGAGAAACAAGCCGUACUCUCGGGGUACGGCGUCUUUUAGAUGAGUAGAUUCCCUCUCUUCUUCUUUUUUUAUAAGAAAAGAAAAGACAAUGGUAGGAGUAAUUAUUAAAACACUAACAAAUGCAUAGACAUCCCAGUAGAAUAUGUGUAGCUUUUGUAAAGACAAGGAAAAAAAAACGCAGACUUUUGUUUAUUUUCAUUUCAAGAUGCUUACAGAAAAAGGUUAUCAAUAUAGGUAAUAUUGAUUAUAAUGUUUGUGAGCUAAGACUAGUUGGAAUGUCUAUACAGAGCACUGUGCAAGGUUUGAGUUCCCAAAGUAGUUGUUUUUCCGUUGACUUUAUCGAUAGACCAAACGUUUUUCAAUGGAAGUCGUCACUUUCUGUUGUCGUUUCAAACGUGUGAAGCUGCGGAUUCAGUAGAUUUACCCCAUCGAUCAGUGACAUCAGUCGAUGGCGUCCAACCGCUGCACUGGUUGUCAAAGAAAGUUCAAAUUCAAAGUGCGUCCUCCUCAUGUAAAUGUCGAACGGUGGCUACAAAUUGAAAACAAUCAGUCUCUUCUCAUGAAUUCUUGUGUUUUUGGAAGCAUGUUUAGGGAAAUAAAUAUGAGGCGAUCUUACUCCCUUGUUAACAACCACUAUUUAUCUACUUGUUGAUGGGGUAUUCUAUGAUUGCAGCCGCACCUUAAUGUGCAUUAAUGUGUUUAAGUUCUUUUUUAGAGCACCUUAUGAGUUUUGUAGUGAAAGUCCCUUAGUGGUGUCUCCUUAACAACUACUGUCAAUGCCAUCGUGCCUUCUGUUUCAAGCACUUCCUGGUGUAUUUUGUAAAACUCACCAAAAGCACUUAGCCUAUAUCGACACACACUCUCUCUAUUCCUCUCUGUCCCUGUCUUCCCACAUCCCUCCUUCCUCUACCCUCCUCCAUCACCUCAGCCCAUUUACCUAAUCUGUUUCUCGUGUCUUUACCUCCUGACCCCUCUCUUCUGGGGGAAGCUGUUUUCAUACCGGAUUUCCAUCCUACUCCUCAGGCCUGCUGGGCCUUAAACAAGGCCUCUAGGCCUUAUUACAAUCUAGCAUGGCUAGACUCUUGAAAGAACGGACUACCUAACCUUUAGACGAGUAAAAAUCAUUAUAGAUGUAGGGUUAGACUACUUUUGGUCUUAAUACUAACCCUUGGUAAACCAAAGCCCAGGUCUAAGUCUAAUGAAUAUUAUAUUUAAUCUUAUAAGGUGCCAAAACAUGUCCGAGGCGACACUAAAUAUCAUCUUGAGAAAGCUAAAUAAUUCAAGUCCUCUCUCUUUUCUCAUCCUCUCUUUCCUCACCCAUCCCUCCCUCCCUCUCUGCCACGCUUGCUCUUCCUCCAUCUCCCCCCCACUCGUCCGUAAACUGUCUCUCUCUAGCACCACUUGAAGGUGACGUGUACUAUCUGGUAUUGAGGCCUUUAUUAGAUUUUUAUUUCAGUUUGUGUGGUGUUUGUUCAAUGCCGUUGAGAUGGAAAAAUGCUCUUCUUAUAAUGAUAAUUAUUAUUGUUUUGGCAUUAUCGUUAAAAAAAACAACAAGCAAAAAAAAAAAAAACAAGAGAAAUGUGUUGUUGAAUGUUGUACAGAUAGCACUAGAGAUGUUGUGUUUUUUAAAGAGAGCACAAACCUGAGCGAUGGUCCCUUCUACUCCUCCCACCGGCAGAUGGGAAUAAAACAGCCUGCCAGUCAGCCUGCACGUCUAAUGACAGAAUUUUCCUCGCUGACGACAGAAUUUUCAAAAUAAACCUUUUGUCUAAGUUCUUUCCUGGAGAUUUGAAUGUAAGAAAAAAAAAGCAGCCUUUGACUUAGACUCCAUUCCUAAAUUUAUUGCACAUAAAAAAAAAAAACUUACUAAAAGCAGCACUUGAGCCCACACUUGUACUCUUUUGGAGGUUUAGCUUGAUUUCA
Molecule: messenger RNA, 7210 nt
Organism: Chelmon rostratus (copperband butterflyfish)
Lineage: Eukaryota; Metazoa; Chordata; Actinopteri; Chaetodontiformes; Chaetodontidae
Gene: znf219
Product: zinc finger protein 219
Exons: 5
Coding region: 238-3897 (1219 amino acids)
Biological process (GO): regulation of DNA-templated transcription
Cellular component (GO): nucleus
Molecular function (GO): DNA-binding transcription factor activity, RNA polymerase II-specific; RNA polymerase II cis-regulatory region sequence-specific DNA binding
Source: RefSeq, a predicted model, not a curated record